AUGAUGAUACAGCAACAGCGCCGCCCAACAACAUCAACAAGGGCCAGUGAAAAAUCGACGUUGAAAAAAUCGCUUCUCACCUGCUUCAUCGUCCUCUCAACCUUGGCCGCAACAGCAACCGCCGAGGUCUCAUUCACUUCCCCACCCGCCAACUCGAGCUUCCUCCCGAACGACUCUCUUGCGCUGACAUGGACCCAAAGACUGUCGACGAACGCCUCGGUUCCAACCAACACCGCGCCGUUUGACAUUACCCUCCGUGCCUUUACUGGACAGAGAUAUUCUAUCCAGACCGGUGUUGCCCAGACCUUGUUAACUCUUCAGGUCAAGAUCCCUGCUGGUGUCACUGGUGGACUCCACAGCUUCUAUGCGGAGUACAACGAUGUCGUCGUCGGCCAAAAGAACACCGAUAGCACCCGUCAAUUUAACAUCCCCCUCCCCAUCGUCACCACACCUGCCACAACCCGCCCUACCAACACUCCUACAGAGUCGAGUGGCGGUCUGUCGGCCGGUAUGCUCGGUGGUAUUAUUGGAGGUGUGAUUGCCAUCCUGCUGGCGGUUGCGAUGUGCUUUGUGUGCCGCCAUCGGCGUCGUGUGGCGGAGGACCGCAAGGAUAAUACUUCGCGGUCGAUGGAUGGGAAGGGUGGGCAUUCGAAGGAGGGAGGCGGAACACAUCAGGAUAAAGAGUCCCUGACAAAGUCUGCGGGUUCUGCAGGCGGGAUCCCUGAUAUGAGGAGUGAAGGUCAAGAGGCUGUGCCUUUGAAGUUGAACCGUCCUAUUGAUGGUAGCCCUCGUUCCCAGCAUCAGAACCAGAACCAACAGCAGUACCAGAACCAGCAUCAGCAGAACCAUAACCAGCAGCGUCCUACAAGCCCUACCGCGACUCGUAACCCAUUCGAAGCUCCCGAGAUGAUGAUCCACCCCGAUUCUCCCAACGGAGCAUCAUCCCCUCGCCAACACAACAACCAGAACCAUCAAUACCAACCUCCUCAGCUGCCUCCUCCCCAGCAGUCGCCUUUUGGCACCCCUCCUCAGCAGUACAGCGGCAUGCCCCCCAAUCCCCUGAUGGGUGGUCAACAGCCAGGAGGACCAGGACAACGGAAUCAGAGUCCUUACCAUCAGAAUAACCGCGACUCGUUCGAGUCUGAACUCGAGUCGGCCUAUGACCCCCACCCUCGUAUGAUGAACCCACCUGGCAACCGCAACAAUGGUCCUUCGCCCAUGAACAAUGGCGGUGCCUCUCCUCUUGGGUACUCGUCCUCGACGGGUUCUUCGCGCUACCCUCGCGACAUGCCCGGCAGCCCUCUGAACCAGCAAGCUCAGCAGGACCGCGAGAUCUUGGCCGUCGCAGCUGCUGUUGCCGCUGCCGCCUCUCCCGUCCCUGCCCACCGCCAAGUCCAGAACCAGCAGAACCAGCAGCAGCAAAAGCCGGGCGCUUCGCCGAGAAUGAAAGAGAUUGAGAUGCAGCAGUUUGAUGUCCAACAGCACCACCAGGAGCAGCAACAAAAGAUGCUUCAACGCCAGCAGCAGCAGCAGCAGCAACAGAGAAGCGCUCAAUCGACACCAACUCCUUUGCCUGCAGCUCAAAAGUCAAUGAACCCUACACAGUUUGAUGACAAGACCGAGUUCUCGGAAUCGGACUCUGAAGACGAUGAGCAGGACCAGAAUCCGUUCCAGAAACCCCAGAACCAGCAGUACCCUCAGCCGGAUGUGAAGCCACCACCACCAGCACCGGCACCUGUCGUCGCCGCACCCUUCACUCCCGCCCCCACAGCUGCCGCUCUCGUCCUCCCCCCCGCACCUCCUCCACCUGCCGCCCCUGUCGUCGAGGACGGCCCCGUGUACAACGGAUACCGCGACACCAUCUUUGGAGCCUACGCCAACAACCACGACGACGACGACGACGAAGACGAGGACAACUUCUUGAACAACCCCGUCCCUGCCCUGCCCCCAGUCUCGGCCGUCAUCGCCAGCCCUCCCUUCACUGCAACAGCCUCGACAACCUACCAGCCCCCACCAGGAGGCGCCGAGAUUGUGCGCAAGAAGUCUGUCAAGUUCACGGGAGUCCCCAAGUCUGGACCCAUUUUCUUGCCCAACCAUGAGGCUGCUAAGGAGCAUCAGCAACAGCGUCAACAGAUUAAGCAGCAGCAGAACCAGAACCAGCAGGGUCAUUACAACCAGGACGAGGAGGAUAGCGACGAGUUUUACUCACAGGACGAUGAUGAGAUCCGCGCUAGAAUGCUCGAAACUGCCGAGAGUGUUGGUUCCCCAUCUACUUCGAGCGCAUCCGCGUCCUUCAGCAGGCCAACUGUCAACACCGCCAACGGCACCACCCCCGCCAACGGUAACGGAAACAACAACGUCCUCUCACCCAUCCGCUCACCCGACCAACCUCAACAGCACCAGCAGUACUCCAAUAACCCCUACCAACUUGGAGAAUUCGAGGACAGUACUGACGAUGAGGACUACAUGGACGACCCCUACGGCGGCUACACCGACUCCAUGUCACCUCCCCAAGCACCUUACGCCCAGCAGGGUAAUUCAGCAGUUGAAGAAUCCCCUCGCCUCAACGCCGUCGUCUCCCCAACCAGCGACGACGACUUUUUCGGAGACGUCCUCGCCGCCGUCCAGAAGACCUCCGUCCCCGCACCUCCCACAUCCUCCUCCUCCACCACAACCCCCCAAUCCCAGUUUAACCCCGACUCCUUUGUGAAACCAAAGAUGCCCGCCGUGCCUUCUCAGGAACCAGUUGCUCACGUCGCACAAUACAGCACCAUCCAGCAACAGCACAUCCCCGCAGCGCAGCCCCAACAUCUUGCCCAAGAAGUCUUUGGCGCCCCCUCUCCCCGUAUGAAGCCCGCAGCUUUGCCAACGACCACCCAGCAGUACCAGCAGCAGCACGGAUACCCUGCCCCACCUCCUCCCGCGCCUCCUGCGAGGGCAAAGGGCCAUUCUCCUGUGACGCAGAAGGCUGUUAACAACAACGAGGAUGAAUCCUACUACUAA
Molecule: messenger RNA, 3003 nt
Organism: Linnemannia hyalina
Lineage: Eukaryota; Fungi; Mortierellomycota; Mortierellomycetes; Mortierellales; Mortierellaceae
Source: the annotation of a GenBank genome assembly